This is a messenger RNA of Lottia gigantea (owl limpet), 1628 nucleotides long. RefSeq lists its product as hypothetical. The transcript is spliced from 10 exons. NCBI's taxonomy places the organism in Eukaryota, Metazoa, Mollusca, Gastropoda, Lottiidae. Gene Ontology annotation, molecular function: chitin binding. The coding region runs from base 93 to 1310 and encodes 405 amino acids. The record is from RefSeq and is a predicted model, not a curated record. Gene Ontology annotation, cellular component: extracellular region.
AGCACUCUGAUAUAAACCAGUGUCCUGGAUAACUUCUCCAGUUUUUGAGUAUAUUUGUGAUAUAAGACUGUUUUGGAUUACGAAAUUACAAGAUGAAGAUUGUGAUCCUCUUGGCGUUUCUACUGACAACUGUUUCAGGACAGGUGACCCCAGUUCAAGACCCUGUUAACAGUUUUUGUCAAAGUAAAAUAGCAGCAACUGGCGUAGAUUACUACAGAAUUCCCGGGUAUUGUAAUAUAUUUGUCCACUGUAACGAACAAACCAAACCGGAACUACAGACAUGCGCUUCCGGUACAUUCUUUGAUGGUGCUGGAUGCCAUCAUGCUUCUGCUGUAACCUGCUCGGAUGAUCCGUGUAAAAUGUUACCAGAAGGCAAGCAGUUUUCAGAUGGUGGAAAUUGUUUUGGUUAUUAUGAGUGUCGAGGCAACAAGGCUUUCUAUGAACAUUGUCCUCAAGGGAUGGCGUUCAAUGUGACAGCCUGUUUCGUAGACCCAGCUUGUAUUCAUCCUGACACUAUUUCUACUCCUGUCGAUACUAGAGUUAAUCUUCCUGGAUGCCCACCACAUAUUAAAGCCGAUACUGUAGACGUUACUAAGUAUUACAUGAUAGAAGGAACUGGAAAUCCAGUCGGUAAAUUCUGUGCAGCGGGUUUAGUUUUUAGUCCCACAGUUUGUGGCUGUGAUUGGCCGGAUCCCAGCUUGGUGACACCUUCUCAGGUCACACAACGUGUUGUCGGAUGUAAUUCAGUCUUCAGUUUCCCAUUCACCAGCGACUUUCAGGAACUGUACAACCGAGUCUACCUCUUCAGCGACGGUGGUGUUUUCGUCAGGAAUAACAAGGCCUACUUUGAAAUACCUGGGGUCUUGGAAAUUCCUUACAUGUCGAAUGUAGAGUUAGGAUCAAACUUUGCUCUUGGAUUUACAUUCAAAUACGGCGGUAACAACGAAACUGACAACGUGACAAUCCUGACUAAUGAAGAUACCAAUUAUCCAGCAACUUAUAGUGUUCGGCUCCAUCCUGUAGACGAGAAGGUUACAGUCCAGCUUGUCUUGAUGGACGGCUCUACAGUCUCUCUUGCAGCUUUAAAUGUCGAUCCAUUCCUACAACACACAUUCAGAUUGGGAAAAUCUGGUGAUCUGAUCAAAUUACAGAUCGAUAAUCAAUCACCCAUAACCAAUACAGCCUAUGCUGGUUUGGCGGGUCAGCCUUCUCCUCUAUCUGUUGGUUCAGGUGUAACUGGAGAACCAUUUAUAGGAUACGUUGAUGAUUUAUCGUUGUUCAGAUGUCAACCAUCUUCUUUCUACUUUUAAUUCCUUUUAUCUUUCAAUCUGAUAAUUUAUUCCUAAUACUGGCAUAAUAUUUCCUUUUAUCAACAUAUUUAUACAGCAAUAUCAAUCGCCCGAUCGCACUUACGUUGAUUAAUGCUCAAAAGGGUAUUAAAAGGGGGCUCAUAAGAUGUCGGAAACAUUUACAGCUUUUAUGGUAGAUAUCAUUGAUAUUUGUAAUAAUAGUUUCGUAACCUGGUCGGACUGUAAUGCUAUAGAAUAUCAGACUAAAUUCCAUAAAGAUAUGUUAAAUUCAUGCUUUUAAUUUGUAUUUUGUAAUUUGUAAAUAAAGUCUUUGUUUGU